GUGUGUGUGUGUGUUGUAGUAGUAGUAGUGGGCUGUAGUGGAUGCGGUUGUUAUGCCCACACUUCUCAGCCGAUCCGUGCCGAGCUGUCACGCCUCGCUGCUGCGCGGUUCCUGCCUCCCGGUGCCGCGGUGCGUUCUCGCCACGUUUUGAGUCGGAGCCGCUCGGCGUCUCGGGCUCCGUCGUCCCCCGGUGUUCCGUCUUCUUCUGCUCGCCGAGCCAGAACCCUCCCGAAGCGGCUUCGCCGGCUCAUUCGUGUCGGCUUCGCAGCGCGCCGCUCCUGCCGCCCGCGCGGGGACACUUGUAGGAAGUGGACACGAGACCCGUGAACGCGCCAUUCAAAGUAUCCACACUUUUUGGGUUUCCUGCACUUUUUCUUUUUUUCCUGCCUUUCUUCUUUUCUUUUUUUUUACCGGGAGGAACGGAGGAGGAGCAGCAGCGGCGGGAACCAUGAGCGGACGCGGGGACGAAGCCGCGGAGACCUCCGGCUCCCAGGAGCCCACCACGGGGGCCGCGGAGCCCCAGAAGAGGAGGCCGGGGAGACCGCGGAAGCCCCAAAAAGAGCCCAGCGGAGAGCCUGUCCCCAAGCGACCUAGGGGCCGUCCCAAAGGAAGUAAGAACAAGGGCCCGUCGAAGGCGGUGCAGAAGAAAGCCGAGGCGACCGGGCAGAAAAGACCCAGAGGGCGACCCAGGAAAUGGCCGCAACAAGUGGUCCAGAAGAAGCGUGCUCAGGAAGAAGAAGAAGAAGAAGAGGAGGAAGAGGAAGAAGAGCAGGAUGCAGAGUCCCCAGAGGAGGACUAAGCUACCACACCGUGAAAUCUCUACCUCAUUCAGCUGUCAGGUCUUUGAAAGGAAAAAGACUGUCGUGACCACUUAUUUUUGACUAUUUUACUCGGUUUAAUUUCAGUUAGAGAAUUUUUGUUUUGCUCUGUCAGGGCAAACAUGUCCAUCAAAAAGUGUGGCCUUUAAAUUCCCUUACAUUCAGUUUCACAUCGACUGCACAGAGUCAACCUUUUGGUUACCGUGCUUCCGUUAGCUCCGAUUGGUUGAACACAUUCGAACAAGCACGACGUUUAGCUCCAGACAUUGUGGCUGUCGAAACAAACAAAUGAGGCAGCAGACACAACGUGGCUCCUGUGCAACACAGCUGCACUGCUCCAUGAGACACAACGAGGUAAGGAAAGAGACUGGGACAGUAGAACAACUGUUCUAAUAUAUCUAAAAACACCCCUCAACCCGGACUGUUAGGUCACCAAAGGGAGACACAGAGGUCUUUACUCAGGGCAGUGGCUCAUCCAUUGUGUUGGCGAGAAGCCAUUUCAAACGGACUUGUUUACGUGGUCAGCAUUACCUCAGAGUCCCCAAACAUCAUCUCUACAUCGAAAUAAAACAAGCCCAUCUUCUUGUAUCUUCUCUCUAGCGAUACGCAGGGAAGAAGCAGCACCCCAUGCAAAGUUUGAAGUGGCAUAUGGACCUCAUGUACCUCCUGGCCAACACCAGUUGAGCCAGAACAAGGGGCAGUCCGCUGGAUUCAUGGCAAUUAGAAAUGAGAACAAUCCUUAACCUUUUCUGGUAAAUUCCACCAGUUUACAGACGUUUCAAUAUUAACGUCAGACGCUCUGCUGGAAAGAUGGUUGUUAAAUUUCAAUGAAAAUACCAUUUAAUGACCUAAUAAUCUCUAGAACUUCAAUGGAGCCAUAUGGAGUCUCUUGUUUUUGGCCGUUUGAAAACACAAAGUAGCUUCAAAUGAUAUAUUCAUUGUAGGUUCUUCAUCGGAACCUGCUCCAGGCGAACAGAUCCUUCUUAAUCGAAUAUUCUCUUCCCCUUCACUUUUUAUUCGGGCAGAACAUUUGCUUUGAAACCUCGAGGCGAUCGAGAUAGAAAGCCAUUCUCUAGACUGGUCUCGUCCUGCGGUGCCUCCAGAAUGCUCCUAAAGACUUGAUCCAGGAUGGUACCGGUGAUAGACCACCAGAGCCCUGUCGUUGGUGGACUGCCUCUUCCACUGCUCUAGAAAAAACGAUGGAAGCCCUUCACCACCCAACGGCUCGACGUCGCAUCAAACUACGAUCUGCCGUUUGCUCACCUUUACAUUAACACACUUGUGUACAUUUUUUUCUCCAUAGCUUUAAAACCUCGACUCCAUUAUUGACGACACACAGUCAAAGACAAUAAAACCUCAAGAACAAAAAAAACACACGAUCAAACCACACAUUACCUCAUGAAUCACUUGAUACCUGGAAUGGUGGCAUCGGAUGACUCAAAGCUCCACCGUCAGGAGACCUGGUGGUAUGCCAGCGCUUUCUGGUCACUGAUAUGCAUCCUCUCAUGAUUUCAAACUACCUCUGACUCAACCAGCGAACAGAAGCUGUUGCUCAGCGCACACACACCAAGGCUACGGUCGUGUGCGUUCAGAUGUCGAACCUUAUACUGUACAUUGAAGCGAGGUCAAAUGCCGGUCGGUCGCUGUCGUCUCGUCAUGGAGAACGGCACUUUGUCUGCAACUGUUUUGUUUGAUUCAGUCGGGUGAACACUGCGUAAUCCAGAAAGAAGCUAAAAUCAGAGAUGACAGAGCCACGUGCAUCGACUUUAAAGGAAAACUCUCUGUGACCAUCCGUCCUGUUGGUUAUGACGAGUCGUACGAGUGCAAAGACAAUGUUUGACCUUAACUAGGCUGUGACCUUCAGAUUUUACCACAUUGUCAGAACAACAUUUUAAAAGGGAUAACAAAAACCUUAUUACACCCAAAGUGUUGUUUAGAUUUGUGUUGUUAAACCACACAUUCCAGAUUCUGGAUUUAGCUCUACACGUAGAAUUUUUUUUUUUUUUUUGACAUAUCGCAUUUAAAUAUCUGUAUGUAAAUGGCAAAAAGAAAAGAAAACAUCCUCAAUUGCAUCAAAACAAUGAGUUGAUGCGCUAUGUGGAUUAUGAAAAACGAUGUUUGUACAUAAAUUCUGACGUACAUGGCUGAUACAAGCCGACCAAUGAACACGAAUCUCUGAAGACCUCUGUCGCCCUCGAGUUCUUCUGCUCUGUCUCCGGGCGGUUUACGCUUCAGCCACGUUUAUUUUUGCUCAAAUCAAUUGAUAGAAAUGCGCCUAAUUCAGAUAAUAUUUUUCUUUUUUGACAUUUAAGUUAGUUUCAAAUUUGCUUGACAUCUGACUUUUGGGUAAAGGUUGAGUGAUACAGUCGGAAUCCGUUCCUGAACUAAUUUCCCCUUGAGGAUUAAUAAAAGUGUAUAUUAUUAAGACGCCUCCCUGAUAGCGUAGCGAUUACUUAUCCACCCUGCAGAUGCCAGAACAUCUGUCUGUACUUUCUAUAUCCAGACGGUUCAGCUGGGUCCAGAACGUGUUCACUGGACUCCAGCCUCGUUUGUGAAGAGUUGCCAGAUAUUACCAAUCCUAACCUUCAGGCGCGAUGGUCAAAACUUUAGGAAUAAGACAGGUAAAAAACAUAAUCCUGAUGUUUUCCUGUAAUUGGAGACGACUCUAAAGCCGACAGUCCAACAUGUGCAGUUUCUAAAUCCAUUUGUCCAGAACUAGUCCGUCAUUUUUGUUUCUUAGUUUCAGUUUCAGCUUUGGUUGUUUCUAUAAAUCUCGUUGGAUAAGUGAAGUCUUUAGAGGUCGUCUCCAUCAUCACGUGGCGCUUACUCUCCUGACUUUAUCUUUUUUUAUUUUUAUUCCUGGUGGUCUGUUUUUAAUACUUAAAACACAAAAGCAGCUGACAUAUUACGUACUAUUUUCUCUUAUUUAACUUAAUGUUAAUUUGUAUCUCAACAUUGUAAUGAAACCUAUUUAGCGUCAUCUGCAAACUGGGACUUAACGGUAACUUGAAUUAAUUUAGUUCUGAUUGACACGAUGGUUUAGUGAGGAUCAAGUGUCUCGAUGGCACUACAUGAUAUAACUGCAACAUGUUUUUUUGUUUUUUUUGGGGCUUUGAAUAGUUAGAGUUGUUUUUCCUGAGUUAUGUACGACCUAUAUAUGUACAGUACCAUAAACAGACCGUUACAAAUGGACUAAUCAAUUGACAAAUACCUACCUCCAGUCUCCUCACAUUGAUGUAUGAUAUGACCUAUAUCAGGACUGCAGAAGCUCCGUAUUUAAUGUAUCAGAUCAAGCUUCCAAUCUCAGUGCAUUUGGAUUCUCACAUUCAAAGUGACUUUCAGGUUUUUGAAAAAGAUAUGUCUGGAUUUUUGUAUAUUGUAUUCAUGAACAUGUUUUCUUGUUUUUAAUUAGUAGAUAUCGAUAUACUUGAUUAGCUGUUUUGUGUACUUGACACAUGUGAUUUUCUUUUCUUGUGAUAUGGUUAAACCAGAUGUAUAUGGCAUUUAUUUUUUACUUAGUGAUGGAUUCGACCAUUUUUUCACCUGUCACCAUCGCAACCUUUGAAGAGUUGACGUGGUAUUUUAAACUUGGGCCUGAGGUCGAGCCUCAGAGGAGCGACGCUGAUCCUGUCAAACCUGCCGUCGUUAGCGACACCAGCUACGUAGCACACGUGCUAAACUCUCAUCGACCAACAAUAUGCACAGCGUUGCUUUGAACCACCUUCAAACGGCACAGCAAACUCUCCCCUGGAUGUAUUCCAAAUGUGGCCCCUGUCUUGGCUUCUCUGUGUUUAUUUGACACAAAGAGCCAGUCUGAUGCUAGCUAGCGAAUGUUAGCUUUAGCUGUUAGCUCGCUAGCAACAUCCAACCAGAACCUCCCUUUUGACAAAGCACGUGUAUCUGCUGCCAGUCUUUGUCCGAGGCUUAAACCAGACUAAAAACUCAGGUUAGUCGUGUACUUCAGCCUCUGGUGGCUGGAAUGAAUAUUACAACAACAAACACCUGUUUUUAGAGAUGGAAGAAAAAGGGAUAAUAAAUCUCGGUGAAACAUUUCCCACCUGUUCCUCAGUCAUAAACACAGGAGAGCAAAUUAUUUAGAUCGUACUUUAAAUAUGCAUCACCGUUUCUUUCUCACUUCCCUCUCGGGGCUUUCGAACCUCAUUGGACGAACAGAGAUGACACAUCGCUAAUCUUACAACAACCAUAAACAUGCAUUUUAAGUGUUGUCAAAAGCCCCAAGUAUGAUUUGAAAAACGACAUCAGUAAUUACAAGUUACUAAACUAUUUAUAUUGCGAUGCUGUUGCUAAUAAUCCAACCAAUCCAAACUGAGAGAAUCACAACCUCCAGCUCCGUGAACCGUGUGCAGCUGUGAAUGACGGCUGAUCGGUGGCUUUGAAUGAAUGGCUUUGAAACAGACAGGCGUCAUUAUUUAACACGGCCCUCCAUCAGCCAGAGGGACCCUAUGUAGACCUGCUAUCCACCCGGGAUCUGCAUCUAUCGGGAAGAAGAGACCAGGUCAAAGUCGGGGGUCAAAGUGACGCCCCAGAGCUCGUCAAACUCCAGGCUUUGAGCUUCUUUUUUAAAAGUUAGCGAUUUCCUGUUCUGUAGAAUCCACCUGCUGAUGUCCUCUGGAGGCGAUGCUCACCGUGGUGUGCAGAGAGGUUGUCGGAGCUGAUGACCAGCGCUCAGCUCUGGGAGCCGUAUGAAGUUUCUCUUCAUGAUAUCAUGUUCUAGUACAAUCGAAUACAAAUUGCUACCUCCAGAAAGCCCGACUUUUACCUCAUUUUCAAACUUACUGUUCAAAAUUCAGGUGUCUGUGAGCAUAUGGAGAACAUUUUAAAAUGUCAUAUAUAUAUACAUAUAUAUAUAUAGUUUAUUUUUUGUGGGGAUGCAUUUUAUAAGACUGUUUUUCUCUGCUUCUCAGUCGCCGUUCGGUAAGACUGGACAUGUAACCUUUAAAAGAAGAUGUUUCUUCCCUUAUGCAAUGUUUGGUCGUAGCUGGGAGGAAGUGAGGAGAGUUCCCGGCUCUCCCUCCGCCUCACUCCUUCUGCAUCAUUUCAAAUGUCUUCUACCAUAUCGAACUUUUGUUGCUUUCUCUAUCCACAUAGUAUUACUGUCUUUCAUUUCACUGCAUAUUCUGCUUGCUUGCUAAACAAAAGUCUGUAUAGAUGUCCACUGCGUUUUACCCAGCACAAUAAAUAAAAAAGUAUGGCAUCCAUAA
Messenger RNA from Pseudoliparis swirei, 6040 nucleotides. It is a transcript of the gene hmga2, whose product is annotated as high mobility group AT-hook 2. Lineage: Eukaryota; Metazoa; Chordata; Actinopteri; Perciformes; Liparidae. The transcript is spliced from 5 exons. The record is from RefSeq and is a predicted model, not a curated record. Gene Ontology annotation, cellular component: nucleus; chromatin. Gene Ontology annotation, biological process: regulation of DNA-templated transcription. Gene Ontology annotation, molecular function: transcription coregulator activity; DNA binding. Bases 449 to 799 code for a protein of 116 amino acids.